Scaptodrosophila lebanonensis is the source of this 717-nucleotide messenger RNA. RefSeq names its product protein late bloomer. The coding region runs from base 27 to 686 and encodes 219 amino acids. The record is from RefSeq and is a predicted model, not a curated record. The transcript is spliced from 5 exons. NCBI's taxonomy places the organism in Eukaryota, Metazoa, Arthropoda, Insecta, Diptera, Drosophilidae. Gene Ontology annotation, cellular component: membrane.
UUAAGUGCGAGGCAAAACAGUAAAGUAUGACGGCGGCACGAGUUUGCUUGCAAUGGACCGUGGUCGUCUUUAAUGUCUUGACUUUGAUAAUCGGUGGACUUGCCGUCGCGGCAGCUGUCUACGAAUAUCUAUAUUUCAGCGAGGGCUCUGUCGGGCACAUAGAUAAAUGGCUGCAGCUGGGCGUGGCCGGGGCACUUAUCUUGAGCGCCCUAAUUGGCUGCACAGGCGCAUCUGUGGCAUCAAUUAAAGUGCUGGUGCUGUAUAUUAUCUUGCUACUGGUGAUGAUUUGCGCUCACAUUUGGAAGUUGGCGCACUACAGUGAGUCAAAACAGUUGGCAGCCACUGAGGUGUAUGUGAUCGCCACCUGGAUGCAGGAACUGGAGAGGCCAGGCGCCAUGAAUCAGAUGCAGCAAGAGUAUGAAUGCUGCGGAGACAAGCGCUUCACGGACUACACAAGUUUGGGCUUAAAGGUGCCGAAAAGCUGUUUCCACACCGAAGAUGGACUGCACGCCCUCUAUCCCUAUACGGAGGGCUGCAUGGUGGCCGUCAAGCGGGUCUACCUACAAAUCUAUCGAUACGAAAAGUGGGUGCACUGUGGAUUAAUGGCAUACGAGAUUCUGGGCAUUGUCUUGGCAAUAACGCUGUGCUGUCAAUUGACAAACAAGACACGUCGCUAUAAUUAUUAGAUUUACUAGAUUUCCAUUGUUGUUAAGUGAC